Messenger RNA from Cucurbita pepo subsp. pepo (vegetable marrow), 1567 nucleotides. The record is from RefSeq and is a predicted model, not a curated record. NCBI's taxonomy places the organism in Eukaryota, Viridiplantae, Streptophyta, Magnoliopsida, Cucurbitales, Cucurbitaceae.
AUCAUCAGCUGAGAAGAGGUGCAUGCCAUGCCUUGGAUUUGGGCCACACUUGCUCUGCUUCUUCUUUCCCAUUACCUCUUUCAAACAUGGCGAUUCAACAUCAAAAGCAAGGGCAAGAAAUUGCCUCCUGGCCCAAAAGGGUUUCCAAUUAUAGGCAGCCUCAAUUUGCUCAAACAGUUCCCUCACAGAGAUCUUCACCGAUUGUCCCAAAAACAUGGACCCAUCAUGCACAUGAAAUUGGGUCUUGUAAACACCAUUGUCGUGUCUUCCCCUGAAGCUGCAGAGCUCUUUUUGAAAACCCAUGACCUUGUUUUUGCAAGUAGACCACUCACUAUGGUCUCUAAGUUCUUAUCUUACGGCCAAAAGAACUUGGUUUUUGCUCAAUAUGGUUCAUAUUGGCGCAAUGUGCGCAAAAUGUGUACACUUGAAUUGCUUAGUACACAAAAGAUUAACUCUUUCAAGUCCAUGAGAAAGGAAGAGAUUGGAUUGGUGAUUGAGUGUCUAAAAAAGGCUGCAAAUGAUGGUGUUGCUGUUGAUCUUAGCUCUAAAGUUGUGUCUCUAAGCACAGACAUGACUUGUUUGAUGGUUUUUGGGAGGAAAUUUGGUGAUGAAGAGCUUGAUGAUAGGGGCUUCAAGGCUAUGAUCCAAGAGGUGAUGCAAUUAGUUGCUGCUCCUAACUUGGGUGAUUUUAUUCCUUUUAUUUCAACCUUUGAUCUUCAAGGGCUGACCCGUCGGAUGAAAAACGUCAGCCAAGUGUUUGAUGGUUUCUUUGAGAGAAUUAUUGAUGAGCAUCUCAAGUCUAAGUCCUUUGGUGAAAAAAGAACCAAGGACUUUUUAGAUGUCAUGUUGGAUUUAAUUGGCUCCGAAGAUACCGAAUAUCGGAUCGAUCGAUCUAGCGUCAAAGCUAUAAUAUUGGAUAUACUUGGUGCUGCAAUGGACACGUCAGCCACAGUAAUUGGAUGGGCACUACCUGAGCUCAUUAGGCAUCCAGAUGUAAUGAAGAGAGUGCAAGAUGAGCUAGAAGAUGUGGUUGGCUUGGAUAGAAUGGUAGAAGAAUCAGAUCUAAUUCACUUGGAAUAUUUAGAUAUGGUCAUCAAAGAGAUUCUUAGGUUGUAUCCACCCGUUCCAUUAUUAGUUCCUCAUGAAUCUCUUCAAGACUGCAUCGUUGGUGACUUUUUUAUCCCAAAAAAGUCACGUGUAAUAGUGAACGCAUGGGCCAUUGGACGAAAUCCAAAUGUUUGGGCUAAUCCAAAAAAGUUCUAUCCCGAGAGGUUUAAUGGUAGCCAAAUAGAUGUAAGAGGGAGAGAUUUUCAAUUAAUUCCAUUUGGAGCUGGUCGAAGAGGUUGCCCUGGAAUACAACUGGGUUUGACCGUGACUCGUUUGGUGGUAGCUCAACUUGUGCAUUGUUUUAAUUGGAAGCUUCCAAAUGGCAAGCUGCCAUUUGAAUUGGAUAUGACCGAAAAAUUUGGAUUAACUUGUUCCAUUGCUCGAGAUAUUAUAGUUACUCGUACCUACCGUUUGCGAGACUAAAGAUGUAUGAGCUUUGUCAUAGCUACGAACAUUAUAU